AAGUAGUGAUAGGAUAGGGUAGGAGUGAAGUAGUUGAGAUGAUUAAGUAAUCAUGUAGAAGAUGAUGACCAAGUUUAGGGGCUUCAUACCUUAAUACAAGAGACGUGGCAUGCGUUUUUCAUUUCAUUCAGAAGAAAGAAAAAUAAGACCCACGUGGACCCCAACUUCCCCAAAAAAUCUCCAAACUCCCAAACCCCAACUUCAACUUUUCUUCUUCUUCUUCUUCUUCUCUUCAGAAUUCAAAUCAUCCAUGGAUUCUCUUCCUUCGGUGUCUCCUUCCAUGGUUCUCCCUCCCACCAACCCCUUCCGUCGUCUUGUUCCCACCCUCGUCUCCGCCAGAACCAGAAGGACUCACCUGUCAGUCUCCUGCACCCUCGGCGGCGACGGAACUCACGACGACGUCGAGAGGGCGCUUCACAUGGACGGCACCAUUCCCACUACCUCCAACGAGUUCCUCAAACGCGUUUCCUCACGCGCCUAUGAUAUGCGCCGCAACCUCCACCAGUCCUUCGAUACUAGCAGCUACGACGUUUUAGAUGCCAACCCUUGGAGAGAAACUUCAAAGCCUGUGUAUGUACUCACCCAAAAGGAAAAUCAGUUGUGCACAAUGAAAACCCGGAGAAAUAGAAGCGAAGUUGAAAGAGAGCUUGGCUUAUUGUUUUCUAAAGGCAGCAACUGGAGAUCUGGAAUUGGAAAUCAGUCCAAACAAGCAAGGGGAGGGACAAAGUUUCAAAUGCUUGUAGAAGAUAUUAGAGAGGGAGUACUGGUAUUUGAAGAUGAAAAUGAGGCAGUGAAGUAUUGUGACUUGCUUGAAGGAGGUGGUCAAGGUUGUGAGGGUGUUGCUGAAAUAGAAGCUUCAUCGAUAUUUGAUCUUUGCCAGAAAAUGAGGGCUCUUGCAGUUUUAUUCCGCAGAGGGAGGACACCUCCCCUACCUGAAAGUCUUAAGCUCAAUCUUCGAGCUCGUAAACGGUCCCUCGAAGACCAAGAUGAUUUGAUAUGAGAUUUAGAUUCCCUUGUGAUGGGAGGGAAGCAACUGUGUGCUAUUUGCUAAUAUGCUUUGCCCCCAAAAGGAACACAAAUAUGUAUAAUGACUAGAAAUUCAUUCAUCAUUAUAAUUGAAAAGAAUAUAGCAUGUACAUUGUGGCUCAAUGCUCAAGUUCAAAAUUUCAGCUUUCCUUUGG
Abrus precatorius (Indian licorice) is the source of this 1181-nucleotide messenger RNA. RefSeq lists its product as uncharacterized. The record is from RefSeq and is a predicted model, not a curated record. NCBI's taxonomy places the organism in Eukaryota, Viridiplantae, Streptophyta, Magnoliopsida, Fabales, Fabaceae. The transcript has 5 exons. The coding region runs from base 110 to 1000 and encodes 296 amino acids.